Messenger RNA from Solanum stenotomum, 816 nucleotides. RefSeq lists its product as uncharacterized. The record is from RefSeq and is a predicted model, not a curated record. The transcript has 3 exons. Bases 1 to 816 code for a protein of 271 amino acids. NCBI's taxonomy places the organism in Eukaryota, Viridiplantae, Streptophyta, Magnoliopsida, Solanales, Solanaceae.
AUGGAAUUAUUAAAUAAAGCGAAAUAUGCGAAGCUAAGAAGCCACCAUGGGAAAUUCUUGCAUGGUAACUCUGAUGAAAAAACGGUAUUCCAACAUCGUGAUGGAAGUUGUAAGAAUGCAAAAUGGGGAAUUGAAUUUGGUGAAGGAAUGGAUAAUGUUGUACGUUUGAAAAGUUGGUAUGGUAAAUACCUGAUGGCAACAAAUGAACAGUUUCUUCUUGGAGUAACGGGUCUUAAAGUUGUUCAAAAUUUGCCCAUGAAAUUGGAUUCAUCAAUUGAAUGGGAACCUAUUAAAGUUUCAUCAAUAGUGAAAUUCAAAACAAGCUAUGGGAAAUAUCUACGGGCAAAUGGUGGAUUACCACCUUUUAGAAAUUCAGUUACUCACGAUGUACCUUUUAGACAUCAAGAUUGGAUCUUAUGGGAAGUUGAUAUUAUUGAAUUAUUGAAUCAAACACCACCCAAAAGUAUUUCACAGCAAACUGGAUCAUUAUAUCAUGAUAAUUCGAAUUCCUCUUUUCGUUUCACAUUUUCGAGGUCUUCCAAUUUUGAGUCAAAAUCGGAAGGUCGAUUAGUUAAUUACUAUGUAGCAGACGAGAAGGGAAAUGUGAAUGAUACAUUGGAAGAGCUUUCAUUUCAGUUCAAAAAGCAAGGGUUAAAGGAAUUGACACAAAAAUUGGAGGAAGAAACAGGGCUCAAUAAUGUUACCUUGUGUUUGCGCAACAAAUUAAAUGGCAAACUAUAUCCUUUUCAAUUAGAAUUACCUCCCAACAAUGCAACUAUGCAUCUCAUUGUACUGCCCGCACCAUCGAAAAGUUAG